Molecule: messenger RNA, 6082 nt
Organism: Leptidea sinapis
Lineage: Eukaryota; Metazoa; Arthropoda; Insecta; Lepidoptera; Pieridae
Gene: por
Product: protein-serine O-palmitoleoyltransferase porcupine
Exons: 2
Coding region: 258-1586 (442 amino acids)
Biological process (GO): protein palmitoylation; lipid modification; canonical Wnt signaling pathway
Cellular component (GO): endoplasmic reticulum; membrane
Molecular function (GO): Wnt-protein binding; palmitoleoyltransferase activity
Source: RefSeq, a predicted model, not a curated record
AAUACCUGUGACGAUAAAUACGUCUCACCCCUAAAAUUUAUUUAUUUCUAUCCAUUUCUGUUACACCAACAUGUCAAUAAUAUUAUUUAAUGUUUAUUAAAAUAUUUAGCAUUUGUCUGAAACAAAUUAUUAUAAUAGACACUAUAUCGAAUACAUGAAUUUCACCGGUGUUACACCGGCGUAGUACUUGGUCAGAAAGAAUCUCUUUGUUUACCUUACAGGAGUCUAGCGUCUUUUUAUAAUCAGUCAAUGAAGUGAUGGAUGAUGAAGACGAUUACACUGAGGACACAUGGUCCUAUCUAACUUUAUGUAUUGAGCCGACAGUUUAUGAAGGUUUACGUUUCGCUAAGGAUUUGAUACUCGCAAAUUUUUGUUUUCGUUUUAUUUUACAAUAUAGUUCACUACCACAAUUUAGUCGACAUAGUAUAAGUUUAUUAAUAGGUAGUUUUCUAUUAUAUUUAAAUAUUGGAUCUGCAAUUACAUGGGUCAUUGGACUAACAUUUAGUGCAUAUACACUCAUUUUUACUCUUACAAAACUGCCCAACAAAAAGUAUUUAGGUGCCAUAACAUGUGUUACUAUAUUAAUAUUCUUACUAACAUGUGAAUUGUAUUUGAUUAACCCAAAAAAAUGGCAACAAAUUCGAGGAAUUCAAAUGAUUGUUUCUAUGAAAAUAAUUUCUGUCGCAAUUGAAAUGGAUAGAAAUCUUUUCAAAACAAUGUUGAACCCUAUUGAAUUUUUUGGAUAUAUUCUUUGUCCUGCCAAUUGUAUGCUUGGUCCCUGGAUCUCUUAUCAUAAUUAUGAACAAGCAUUAGGUGUAAGAUUUUUGUCAAAACGGUGGAUUAAAAUUAUUGCUUUAAACUUAUUGAUUUCUGUAAUAUUUCUUGUUUUAUCAAACUGUGUUGUUCCUUGGUAUAUUAGUGAUAAUGUUUCAAAGUGGUUAAUGGCUUAUAGGGACGCCCAGGCUUUCAGAAUGUCUCAUUACUUUAUUUCGAGCUUAUCUGUAGUAUCAAUGGUUAGUGCUGGUUUUGGCUUGUCUAACAGCUGUCACCAAGAUAUUCAAAUAACAAAUCCAUUUAAUAUUGAAAUCCCGAGAUCUUUGGUACAAGUUGUAAUUUUUUGGAAUAUACCAAUGCACCAGUGGUUAAAGAAUUAUGUGUUCAGAACAUGUCAACCACUGGGACAAUUUUUUGCAAUAUUAUUUACAUAUAUUGUGUCAUCAUUACUUCAUGGUUGCAAUUUUCAGUUAUCUGCGGUUCUGUUAAGCAUUGGAACCUUUUCUUAUGUAGAAUAUAACUUAAGAUAUAAGAUUUCAAGUGCUUUAGAAGCUUGUUGUCUAGCAAACCCAUGCAUAAAACAGUGUGAACAUAAACAUAAUAAGAAUAGUUUGCUAGCUAUAAUUGUAAAUUCAAUAUUUUCUUUUAUCACAGUUAUGCAUCUCGCUUACUUAGGAGUAAUGUUUGAAGCAUCAUUCACAGUACAAGAAUCUGGAUAUUCCUUUUCUCAUACAAUGGGCAAAUGGGAAAAUUUAAAUUUUUUUAAUCACGGAUUUACCCUAUUUAUGUAUAUAAUUUAUGUGAUGAUGUAAAAUACUGUACUGAUUAGAUCAUACAGUAGAGACUCUAAAUUCCUGAUCUCAGUUAUAUUGAUUAACCGCUAUCUAGACUACCACCAAUGAUUAAAUAAUUUGGUAUUUUUAAAUGACACUAUCUAGAUUUUCAGAUAAAGUUGGUGAUGAAUUUGUUGAGAACAUUUUGCAUUCAACCACAACAAAGUAAGAAAGUUAAGUAUACUGGACCAUGUCAUGCGGAGCAUUUUAGGGAGUAAGCUGUUUUGAAAUUGUUUGUAAAACAAUCAGAGUGUGAUACACAUAUAACAACUAAAACAAAUAUGUGAACAAAAUAAUUUGUACCAUUGAAAAUGAUAUGGGAUAGCAAAUAUUUUAUACUGAAAAUAAAAAACAGUGCACUCUAACGGUUAUUUUUAAGAUAAGUCAAUUUAUGAUAAAGUUUUUCUAUAUGGUAUUACUAAUUUAAGGUUUUAAGAUAUUUGAUCGUAUGAAAGGCUCAUAACAGCAGUUCUCUCCUGUAAAAUAUUUUAAUAUAACUAGCUCAAUCAAUGGCUUUUUUUUCGAUCUAAAUAGAAAUAAAUCCAGUCUUCUGAUGUUUGUUUCCAGUGAACUCCUAAACUAAUGAACAGAUUUUAAUGGGGAUUACUUUAUGUAGUGCAGUUUAGUCCAACCUGAGAGAUUGGAUAGUAUUUAUUUUGAUUUAGGACCAAUUAUUAUUUUUAUUUCCAAUACUUUGUACAGACAUAUUUUUUAUUUAUUUUGAGAAUUUAUUAACACACAGUUUGACAGUUCUGCUGUGACACAAUUUCAUUAUAAGAACAGGGAGAAUAUUUUAUGAAAUAAUUCUUGAUGUUCUGAAAUAUUGAUAAAGUUAUAAAAAACAGUAUUUCAUUUGUUAUGUACAGAACAACAUCUGUUGGGUCAGCUUGUGUUUUAAUAUUUACCACAUAUUAUUAUAUAGUGUAUACCAACACAGUAUUUUACAGUCCAAGUAAAGCAUUUAUACAAUAUAUACAACUAUUGUUAACAAUGUAGAAGAAAACUUCUUAUUUUUUACUCUUUGUCUGUCUGUAUGUUUCUGUUAAUCCAUGAAUAGGCUGGACUAGUACUGCCACCUGAUUGACAUGUAUUUAUAGAGCUUCUUAUAUUUCAAAAAAUGUUUUCUGUUUAGAAAAGGAUUCUGCAAAGGAAUUGAAAGAUCUGAAUUAAUGGUUAGAUUACCACAUUAAUGUAAAUGUAUUAUUAUUUUAUAGCAAGUUUACCACAAUAUAAAUCACAUAAGUUGCAUGCAGUAUUAUUUUGGAGUAAGUGUAAAUUAGUAACAAAUAUGUGCUUGUUUUAGCAAUUUUAUUUAUAUGGGCAUUUAAAAGUUUGUUAGGCACAUCAUUUAAAUAAUCAGACUUAUACAAUGGUUUCCUAAUACCUGGAGGAAAUCCUACUAAAUGAUAUCAUCAGAAAUAUGUAUUGAUGUAUGAAAAUAAUAUUGUAAACUAUUUAUUACAAGAUAACUAUUUCACAGUUACAUUUUUACAGUUAAAUGUUUUUCUACUUAACACAUUCAUAAAGUUAAUUUACUUCUCAUUGCAAUUUGAUGAAAUAAUAAUUAUACUGUCAUAGUAUUCUCAAAAUAAAUAUAAUGUAAUCAUAAGUCAGUUUAAAUGGUUUUUUGCUUAGAUAAGUAAUAGGUCUAGAUAGUCUCUUGCUGUUAGACAAAUAACAAAAACAGGCCCGGAAUAAUACUUUAAUGUGUGUGACAAGCUACAUCUUAUGCUUGCAAUUUGUAUUACAAGAACACUUUUUGUUCUUGUGUGUGAAUUGCUUAAAAUAGAGGUUAGUUCUAAACUCAAUUGUUUUGGAUGUUUUCACAACUGUCAUAGUUUAACUAGACAUAUAUAAAUGAUUAAUGUUUUUGUAGUACAUUUAAUCCCAAAUUAUAACACCAUUGCCGAUUCUGAAAGAUUUUCUUUUUACCCCAUUGAUUGAUUGAAUAUUUAUGUAAUUAUUGUUUGAAUCACUAUAAAUAAUUUGGAUUCGGUAAUUGACUUUUUCUUCUGUUUGGAUUUCACAGCAUGGUUCUAGAUUUUCAAUUGCGACCUUGUUACUGCAGAAGUAUUCUGGUCUUACAUACAAUAUCACAGUUUUAUGAUCUUUUACAACCUUUUUUAUUGUUUUGAUAAGAUUUUUUAAAUAACUGUCCAUUUUACUCACUUUAAAAUCCUGCUCGCUCCAAUAAUAUGCAGUAAGAGUAUUGAAUAUUAUAAAUGAAACAUGUGGAUGUUUUAAUAAAAUGUUCCCCAAAUUCUGGAUAGUUACUUCAAACUCUGUGUUGUUGCAUGUCUCCAAUAUGAAUAAGUUACUUAAAGAGGAUCUAAGCAUAACUUCAAGUUUUUCAUUAAUUUGAACUUCAUUUAUGUCUUCUAGACAUUUUAAGGACUUCAGUAACUUAUGCUUAAGUACUUUCGAUAAAUUUUUAAUAUCAAAAUUUCCAUCUGUUAUAAACAUAAUUAGACUGGCCCCAACCCCAUUUAAUUCUUCAGGUAUAAGUGCUUCAGACACUAAUUCAUAGAGUAAACAAUUAGCACUGUUUUCGCUAAAUAAUUCAAUAAUACUGCCAGGCUUGAGUCCACAAUCAAAUAUUGCUGGAUAAUAAUUUUCAAUACCAGGUUUUUUACAGAGUCUAGCUAGUAACUGUAAUCCCGAUUCAAGUUUAAAUUUGAGCGCCAUUUUCAAACAAUUUAGUACCAAAUAAUAAUAGUCUACCAAUCAAAUGUAUAUAAAAAGUAGGUACUUAGGAGGUAAAGAGAAAAGAAUUCAACUCAAGUCAGCCUGGCGCAACUAAUAAACUCGAAUAGGUAUGGUAUUGCGCUAAAAAUAAUGGCGGCAAACGCUGUCUCGCUCUAACAUAUAUUCCACUCUCUUUUGUUUGUUUUGGUUUGAGUGUCAUGUGACAUCUCAUUCAUUCAAAUUAAAAGUGACUGCUAACAAUAAUUUUUGUUACGAAUUUUCGUUUUCUUUUACUUUAUUCGUGUAUUAUUCAGGGUAAUGUGCUUAAUUAUUUAUAUACUAAAUGCGUAAGACUUUCUAAGCUAUACAAUGUAAUAAUAAAUGUGUAAAAUAUGUGGUAAAAAGUACGUUAAUAAUCAGCGAAUAUAUCCCUCGUGUUUCGAGACCUUACACCAGGUCGAAUUGUAGUCUUACUACAUCUAGAGCUGUUUCGAACAAUGUGUCUUCGUAUCUGUAUCCAUCUCUUAACCUGACGUAAUUGUGAAGAACACAACAAGCUUUAAUAAUGUUUUGCGCAAAUUCAAUAUGUACAUUGAGUGGUUCACAAACCACUCAAUGUACAUAUUGAAUAUAUAUAUAUAUAUAUAUUCGCCAUUUUUCUACCAGAAUUCCAAAACAACACUCAAUAUAACGUCUUGCUCUAGAGAGGCGGUAAUUAAAUAUUCGUUUUUCUUUGGUUAAAUUCUUGCCGCAAUAUGGUCGCAUAAUAUUUUCUGAUAAGUUUAAUGCCUCAUCUCCAACUAUAACAUGAGGUAAACGUGUUGUACGAAUUUCUGAUACUGGUUUUGGUCCCGGAAUGUUUAAAGAUUUUUCGAAAAAUUAUUGUUAAAUUGUUAAUUUCAGGUAAUACUCUUCAAAAAAAUUGGAAAGGCCUUCGCUACACAUUAGUUCGUGGAAUGAAAAAAACAAAGAAUGCACCAUCAGGCUCUGGAGCUUCGAAGAUUUGAUAUUUAUAUUUUCAACGUCUUAUGUUCCUCGAAAGGUCAGUACGUAAUAAAAAAACAGAAAGCAAUAUUCAAGACACCUCUGAAAACUCAGAGACAGGUAACGAGUGUAGACUCGGUAGCAGAUGCAAGUGAAGACAUAAUGAGGCCGCCGAAUCAAAAUAUUAAAAGAAAGAAAAUGACUGCCGCUGAUGCUGAAUUCCUGAACAUAAUUAAAAACAACUGGUUUCCAGCUUAACGGAAGGGGAUGAUGACAAACUUUUCUGUUUAUCUUUACACAAAGAAUUACUUAAGGUACCUGAGGCCAAUCGUAUAGUAGUAAAAUUUGAAUAAAAGAAAAUUUUGCAAGCGGCUCUACAAUCUUUGCAAUCAACUGUGUAUUCAAACAAUUCGUAUUCGUACUUUUCUAACAGUUCGGCUCCAUCUUCAACUUCAAUUCAGGUUCGACCUGGAUACCAUGCACAUCCUUCAAGACCAAAUGAAUUUACUUUUCAAGAAUAUGACCCAGAAACGCCAUCCAUAACAGCAUGGCAAGGCCGAAAUUCUAUUUCAGUGCCAAGAUCUUCACAGGCAGCAUUAUAUGUAAAUUCUCUAUCAACAUCAUCAAGAGAUUCUCAGGAUAGUGAAUGUCUUGACCUCUUCCAAAACCAUGACAUUGUUUAAUUAUUAUAUUUAAUCUGAUACUACAUUUAAUUCGUUUUGAUUAGUAAACUUGAUUUUGUAUCCUAAAAGACUGUAUUAGUAUUAUAAGAGAUUAUGAAUAAAACAAUACUUACCUUAAAGUUA